Molecule: messenger RNA, 2586 nt
Organism: Trichobilharzia regenti
Lineage: Eukaryota; Metazoa; Platyhelminthes; Trematoda; Strigeidida; Schistosomatidae
Source: the annotation of a GenBank genome assembly
AAAUUAUUUAAAGUCACUAUUCAAUUAGUUCCCAUCAUUUUCAGAAAUAUUCUAAAUCAAUAAAGAAUAAUAUCUGAUAAGCUUAUUAUGAAUUUAUUACACUCCUUACUACUAUUAUUUUCUUUGAUAUUAUCGGUAUCGACACUGGUUAAUCGAAGAGAAACUACAUAUUCAAGGAGUAACACUAAUGAAUCAUUAGUUGCAAAUCCACAGAGAAGAGAUCAUAGGCAUCACUAUAGACAAGAUUCUCGAAAUUAUGAUUUUUAUCCUGAACAUCACCAUCACCAAACUUAUCCUCAUCCGCAUCAGCACCAUCGACACAGUGAAAGAGAAGACAUAAAUCCUCAAAGAAGAUAUGACAACCAACAUAUACAUCAUCAUAGCCGUUCCCAUGAACAUCACGGAUCUUCUCAAUAUGAUCAGAAUCCAACAGCUCAACAAGAAAAAUUACAAUAUCAAGAAAGAACAAAAGAACACAUUACAUUAAUAACUCCUCAAGAUAAAAUUCAUGAGCGACUUGUGAGUGACCACUAUAAAUUAGAAAAUAUAGAAACUCAUCUAGCAGAAUCUUCCCCUUCAACACAGUCUUCUACUUCAACAACUCAGACUGUUAAGGAGCAAGGAACAGAGACUCCGAAACCAAAUGAAGUCGACUCAACAAACACAAACCAGCCACACAGUCAAAAUUUGCAUGUAGAUUCUUCUAAAGAAAAAACUGAUGACAAUUCAGCUGUACAUAAAGUUAUACCAUCCGAAGAUCAUCAGCAUCAUCAUCACCAUCAUCAUGAUCAUGAUCACGAACAUAAAGAUCACGACAGCACUGAUAAAAAGAAGAAGAGCAGUACAGUAAAGCCUACUGACAAAAAUACUAAAGAACUCCAGGAGAAUGCAGAUACGAAAACCAAAGAAAAACACACUACUCAAGCUACACCCAUUGCAGCAGCAAGUAAAACUGUUGGAGGUCACUAUUCAAAUGUCUUAAAAACAAAAACAGAGAACAAAGAAUCUAAAUAUCAACACGUUGAAACACCUACAUCAGAUUCAGUUAGCCAAUCAUAUCACACAUCACAAACAAAAUUAUCGGCAUCGACAAUAUCGUCAUCCUCAUAUAAAAGACCACUUAAUAAACCAGUGGAAACUUAUACAGAUAGCAAAGACCAUCUGCAUUCAUCUCAUAUUGAAACAUACCAAGCUCUACAACAACAACAAAAAGAAAAAUAUCAGGAAAAACCGCAGAAAUCAUUGAAAACUGAACACUACAGUAGUUCAUAUAAACAAAAAGAACCAGUGGUCAGUUCAAGUCAACACUAUACAAAAUCAAAUGCUUACAGUCAAUCAAAUAAUGGCGGUAAUAAUAAAGGUAUAAGUGAAGAUGAUAAUAAGCACUAUCACUAUCAUUAUAAGAAAGGUAAAUCUGAUUAUUCUGAUAACAAAAAAAGUGAAAGUGUCUAUAAAAAGUCAUCAUCCUCUGAAAAUAAGCCAACGUCACCAUCUAUAACAUUUGUUUCUGGAAAUGAAAAUAAAUAUAGUUCAUCUAAAUAUAAACAGGAUAAAACACCGAAAACUACAAUAAUUAGUGAUGAAGCAUUACGAAAGAUUAAAGAGGAAAUAGAAAAGAAAAUACGUAGUGAUUUAGAGAAAAUGACUCAAAAAGUUAAAGAAUCUGACAAAUCGAAAUAUGGUGAAAAUGAAAAGUCAUCCUAUUCGCAACCUUCUCGUUCAAAUUCUGAAGGAGGAGAACGCGAAGAAAAAGAAAAUGAUAGACAGAAUUAUGAUGAACGUAGAAGAGAAGAAGAAUACAGUAGGUUUCAUGGACGAGACUAUGAAAGAAAAACACGACGUCCUAGAAAUCACUACGAACAUUCAGGUGAGUUGAUCAACAUAGAUUUACGUGUAAAACGGAGCAAUAUUAUACUACCUAUGGAUUCUGAUCACGAUCGACACGACGAAAGAAACAGACGUUACGAACCUGAAGAAAAUGAAUUCCGAUCAGAUAGACGUGAACCACGAUAUUCACCGACAGACAGAGAUAUCCCGCCAUAUCGUCGUCAUUCUCAUCACCAGCCUAAUCCACCACAUCAUCCAUUACCACGACAACAUUAUCCACAUACUUCUUCUCGUGAAGAUGAAAGACCUAGUCGUGAAAGUGAUCAUGUAUAUCGUGUUCAUGGAGAAGAGUCUUCAGAUCAUUCACCUUAUGAAAAACAUAAUGAUGAAACUGAACAGAAACCAGAAAAACGAAAUAAUUACGAACAGAGGCCAAGAAGCAUAGUUCAAGGUGUAUCAUUUUCGGAAAAUGCUACAGCCCUACCAGCCGCACCAGCCAGCUAUGAUUAUACGACAAAAAUUUUGGAGUCCAUUUCCAUCCCAAUGAUUAUUAACGUAGAUGACGCACUAAAUAAUGAAUGUCCUACAUUUUCUUGUACAACAAAUUGUACAGGUAACUUAUACAAGCUUGAUACCAGCACAGGUUGUCCGAGAUGCGAAUGCUGCUCACAGGCUGUAUGCCAAAAACAAUGCGAAAACGGCUAUGCUGCUGAUCAAGAUGGCUGUCCUACAUGUCAGUGUCUGGGAUCUUACAAUUAA